GAUACGAUACUGGACCCCAUCCACCAGUCUCUCUCACAUUUCGAGUGAAACCAGUCUGGAUGAAAUGACUGUGGUUACUAGCUGUGCAUAUAGGAAAUAUGUAGACAAGACAUUGCGGAGAAUGGGAAUGAACAAAAUGCUUAUACGAUUCCGUAAGCUCUUAGAUAGGACUUUACAGAGGGCUAAGGAGGCAUUAGAGAAACCAAAAGGACUAAAUGUAUCAGACAUCAACAGUAAAUCACCAGUUGAAGAGAAAUCCCACCUGUCCUCCUCACCAGGGCUUGACCUGUUGCCAUCAGAGCUGACAUCCCCGACAACAGUAACGUACCACAGGAGUACAAGCCAGACUGACCAGGAGCCCUUGGUGGCUCACUUUAUAGAGAUGGGCCUGCCUUCAUUCCGACCUAGCUACCUCUUUCUCCUCAAUGUGUUCCUGGAAGUUAUCCAUGAAGCCCUGAGGCUGAGGCUGGAACAGAGACCCAAAGGGGAACCGUCAUUCCUCAGUAUUCGCCCUCUGCUUCGUGAGUGUAAGGAUGUGUUGCGGGGUGCGGUCAUAGUAAAGCAGUACUACCAACAAAUGGUGGCCUCAGUGAGAUCUGAUGAGGAGUUUGCAGAGGAAGAGGAAAACUUUCCUGACCUGGAACAAUUUGAUGACGACAUGAGGAAGAUGCUGGAAAUCUACUUCACAUACAUCCAGAACUGGUUGAUAACCCUGCAAAACUUGCCUGAGGCUUCCAGAAGUCUCAAAAAUGUUCUGGAACAGGAGUGGAGUUUCACAAAACAGAUCUGUCCCCAUGUCAGAGGAGGAGAGGCUGAGGCUGGCAAACGAUUCAGCUCAUUGGCAAGCAGUCUACUGUAUUCUAUUGCCGAUUUCCUGGACUCUGGCAUUGACGAUUUCAGUACAUCAUUGUACGAUUGGACAGUUCUAGAUGAUGAUGAUGAUGAUGAUGAUGACGAUGAUGAAGACGGAGACAAUGAAUAUGAUGGUGCUACAGGAAGUGACAAUGAGAGGAAUGAGGAAGACAAAGAAAGGGAGGAAAAAGAAAAGUCGCACAUAUUAGAGCUCAGGCAUUCAUUCCAGAAAACAUCCAGAAAAUGCAAAAGUUUGUUCAAUGAAGCAAGAGAGAGAGCAUCAAAAGCACUAGGGUUUGCCAAAACAUUACGUAAGGACCUAGAAAUUGCUGCAGAUUUUAAUAUAGCAGAGACCACGGUAGAACUGCUGGAAAAGUUACAGGAAACUGACCAUGUCAUG
Molecule: messenger RNA, 1252 nt
Organism: Mizuhopecten yessoensis (Yesso scallop)
Lineage: Eukaryota; Metazoa; Mollusca; Bivalvia; Pectinida; Pectinidae
Product: mitogen-activated protein kinase kinase kinase 4-like
Exons: 7
Biological process (GO): MAPK cascade
Source: RefSeq, a predicted model, not a curated record